Messenger RNA from Coregonus clupeaformis (lake whitefish), 5270 nucleotides. It is a transcript of the gene dctn1b, whose product is annotated as dynactin 1b. Gene Ontology annotation, molecular function: microtubule plus-end binding. Gene Ontology annotation, cellular component: spindle pole; kinetochore; axon. Lineage: Eukaryota; Metazoa; Chordata; Actinopteri; Salmoniformes; Salmonidae. Bases 541 to 4398 code for a protein of 1285 amino acids. The record is from RefSeq and is a predicted model, not a curated record. Gene Ontology annotation, biological process: cytoplasmic microtubule organization; nuclear migration; establishment of mitotic spindle orientation. The transcript has 30 exons.
UCUAGCGCAGUGCUGCCUCUGCUCUGCUCUUCUCUCCUCUCAUCUCCUCUCCUCUCCUCUGAUGCACUCACAGCACAGACAGCAGACCAACCCUGCCUGCAGUUUCUUUCUCUGCUCUGUUUUCCUUCACUCCUUCCCUCCAUUCAUCCUCCUCUCCUCCUGACCUGGCGUCUGAUCUGAAUUCUGCAGUCGGAGGCCGAGGCUGUUUCCUGUCAGAGCAGAGAGUGCCGUCUGUGAGCCCGGACAGCCAGCCAGGAUAUCUCUCUCUCUCCGACCAGACAGGGAAGAAACCAGCAGGACCAACACAAGAAGUUGUUCCUGGGAAGCACAGGACUGGAGGGAGUAUUAAUACUAGUCCUAGGGCUAUAGAAGAGGGGGGUGAUCGUGAGGAUUAUCGAGAGACACGCUCCAGAAGCAUCACUGAACCCCCCACCACCCCACCCUGGUCGUACCCCACCGACGACGUCACCUCCUCCUCCUCCUCAUUGUUAUUAGAGCAAACAGGCCAGCGUGGAGCCUGGCGAAGACUGGGGAAUCAGCAUGUCGUCUCAGACUACUAGGAGGAACCUAUACACCCGGACCACCAGUAGUGGCAGCAGCAGGAUGAGUUCAGACGGGGGUGGCCGGCUGGCCAAGGUGGGUUCCCGGGUGGAGGUGAUUGGGAAGGGGCACCGCGGCACAGUGGCAUAUAUCGGUGCUACACUCUUCUCCACGGGGAAGUGGGUGGGAGUGAUCCUGGACGAGCCCAAGGGGAAGAACGAUGGCACGGUCCAGGGGAAGAGAUACUUCACCUGCCAUGAGAACCACGGCAUCUUCGUACGACAGUCACAGAUCCAGCUGGUUGAUGAUGGAGCAGACACCACCUCUCCUGACACCCCAGAGCCGGCCUCCAACAAGGUCCCCAAACACGAGAUCCUGGAGACACCCAAGUCCACUAAACUGCAGCGAGGACCCAAGCCCAAAAAGGUGGUGCAUGCUUCUCGAACCUCCUCGACUCCGCCCCCCAGGAAGACUACGGCCAGAAGGCCCAAGCCCAGCCGUCCUGCGGGCACUGGGGCCUCCAAGGCGGGGCCUUCUGGGUCUGUGUCUGCCUCGGCUGGAGAGAUGAGCAGCAGCGAACCCUCGACCCCGGCACAGACCCCCCUGGGGGCCCCCAUCAUCCCCACACCCGGGGGGCUCCUCUCCCCUACAGCCCCAGCACCUCCACUCCCCAGCAAGGAGGAGGAGUCUCUGCGUGUCCAGGUGAAGGAUCAGGAGGAGAAGUUAGAGACUCUGAGGAUGAAGAGGACAGAGGACAAGGUCAAGCUGAAGGAGCUGGAGAAGCAUAAGAUCCAACUGGAGCAGCUCCAGGAAUGGAAGAACAAGAUGCAGGAGCAGCAGAACGACCUGACUAAACACCUCAAAGAGGCUAAGAAGGAGGCGAAGGAGGCCCAGGAGGCGAAGGAGCGUUACAUGGAGGAGAUGGCAGACACGGCUGACGCUAUAGAGAUGGCCACGCUGGACAAGGAGAUGGCCGAGGAGCGGGCCGAGUCCCUGCAGCAGGAGGUGGAGUCACUGAAGGAGAAACUAGAGGAGCUCAGCAUGGACCUGGAGAUCCUCAAACACGAGAUAGAGGAGAAAGGUUCAGACGGUGCUGCUUCCAGUUACCACGUCAAACAGCUGGAGGAGCAGAACGGCAGGUUGAAGGAAGCUCUCGUCAGGAUGCGUGACCUGUCUGUGUCAGAGAAGCAGGAACACGUGAAGCUUCAGAAGCAGACGGAGAGGAAGAGCACGGAGCUGGACACGCUGAGGACUCAGAGAGAGAAACUCCAGGAGGAGAUGAAGCUGGCCGAGAGGACCAUCGAUGAACUCAAAGAACAGGUGGAUGGGGCUCUAGGGGCUGAGGAGAUGGUGGAGACUCUAACAGAGAGGAAUCUAGACCUGGAGGAGAAAGUCAGAGAGCUGAGAGAGACCGUCGUUGAUCUGGAAGCAAUCAAUGAAAUGAAUGAUGAGCUGCAGGAGAACGCCAGAGAGACGGAGCUGGAGCUGAGAGAGAUGCUGGAUCUGGGCGGAGGCCGGGUCAGGGAGGCGGAGAAACGGGUGGAGGCCGCUCAGGAGACCGUAGCUGACUAUCAACAGACCAUCAAGAAGUACCGUGAGCUGACCGCUCACCUGCAGGAGGUGAACAGAGAGCUGACCAGCCAGCAGGAAGCCACAGCAGAGCAGCAGCAGCAACCUCCAGUUGAGAUGUUUGACUUCAAGAUCAAGUUUGCUGAGACUAAGGCCUACGCCAAGGCCAUAGAGAUGGAGCUGAGGAAGAUGGAAGUGGGCCAGGCCAACAGACAGGUGUCUCUCCUCACAUCCUUCAUGCCCGACUCCUUCCUGCGUCACGGAGGAGACCACGACUGUAUCCUGGUGCUGCUGCUCAUACCAAGACUCAUCUUCAAGGCGGAGCUGAUCAGUAAGCAGGCCCAGGAGAAGUUUGAUCUGAAUGACAACUGUGUGGAGAAGAGCGGGAUGAGAGGAGCGGUGGGGGAACAGCUGAGCUUUGCUGCAGGACUCGUCUACUCUCUCAGUCUACUACAGACUACACUUCAUAAAUAUCAACAAGCGCUGAACCAGUGCAGUGUGGAGGUAUAUCAGAAGAUCGGGACUCUGUAUCCGGAGAUGGGCGUGCAUGAACGUUCCCUGGACUUCCUGAUUGACCUGCUGCACAAGGACCAGCUGGAUGAGACGGUGCAUGUGGAGCCUCUCACCAAGGCCAUCAAAUACUACCAGCACCUGUACAGCAUUCACCUGGCAGAUCAGACAGAAGACUGCACCAUGCAGCUGGCUGACCACAUCAGGUUUACCCAGAGUGCGUUGGACUGUAUGUCUGUGGAGGUUGGUCGUCUGCGUGUGUUCCUUCACCCGGGGCAGGAGAAGGCGGACCUGGCCUUGCUGCUGAAGGAUCUAGAGACUUCCUGUUCUGACAUCAGACAGUUCUGUAAGAAGAUCCGCCGACGCAUGCCUGGCACAGACGUGCCUGGGAUACCUGCCGCACUCACCUUCCUACAGCAGGUGGCAGAUACACUGCUGGACUGCAGGAAGCACCUGACCUGGGUGGUGGCCGUGCUGCAGGAGGUGGCGGCUGCAGGGGCGCAGAUGGUUUCCCGUCUGGGGGAGCAGGAGGGGCUCUCCGCCCUCAAACUAGAGGAGGUGGCCUUUAAGGCUGGGGAGCAGAUCUAUGGAAUUCAGGGUGCUAACCCCUAUGAGUGCCUGCGCCAGUCCUGCUGCAUCGUCAUAGCAACAAUGAACAAGAUGGCCACCGCCAUGCAGGAAGGAGAGUACGACGCAGAGAGACCCCAGAUCAUGACCCUUCCUCCGGUGGAGCUGCGUGCGGCGGCCCUCAGAGCUGAGAUCACCGACGCAGAGGGGCUGGGCAUGAAGCUGGAGGACAGAGAGACGGUCGUCAAGGAGCUCAAGAAGUCACUCAAGAUCAAGGGAGAGGAGCUGAGCGAGGCCAGCGUGCGUCUCAGUCUGUUGGAGAAGAAACUAGACAGUUCAUCUAAAGACGCAGACGAGCGCGUGGAGAAGAUCCAGACACAACUAGACGAGACUCAGACUCUGCUCAAGAAGAAAGAGAAGGAGUUUGAGGAGACCAUGGACGCGCUGCAGGCUGACAUCGACCAAUUGGAGUCAGAGAAGGCGGAUCUGAAGCAGCGCCUGAACAGUCAAUCAAAGAUGGCCAUAGACGGGCUGAGAGGAGCGCCGGCGUCGGGCAUCGCCUCCAUUGUCACGGGGAUGACAGGAGAAGAGCAGAAAGCGACUAUGGCUAGUAUUGGUCCCGGGUCGGGGGUCCAGGUGAUAGACUCUCCUCUCCUGACGCAGCAGAUUGAGGCUCAGAGACACAGCAUCAAACACCUGAAGAAUGAGAACAACAGACUUAAGGCUGAGAAGAUGCGUGCCCAGCUAGCCUCCCUGCCCCCCCUCCAUGUCUCCAAACUGCCCACUAGAGACGGGUCUCACCCAGAGGUGCUCUCUAGCGCCCUCUAUCGUAAGACUGACCAACUACUGGACACGUUACUGCAGAUGAGUGCCAACGUCAAAGUGGUGGACAUCACUGGCAAAUCCCCAGUAACUCCUAGUGCCCAGCUGUUGGAACACACAGCCAGACUCCAGUCUCUUAGCAACACUCUGGACAGACUGAAGGAUGAGGUAUCAGAACAUGUGGUGACCCAGAGACCUGGCGCUAGAGUCUUGUCUGACUUUGCCACGUUCCCCUGCUCCUCCUUCGUCAAGGUCCAGGAGGAGAAGAGGGGGAACAUGGUGCUGGUGGGGAAGGUGAUGAUGCCCUGUUCCCGUGGUCAGGAGCAGGUCCACCGUCUCGUCCUAUCACAGCCUCAGCUCCACAGAGUGCACCGCCUCCUGCUGACAUAGGCUCCACCCACAACCCGCCCUGCUGACAUAGGCUCCACCUUCAACCAGCCCCCGUUGCUCCUUCCAUCUGUCUGUCUUUGAAGUUUUUAGGAUAAACAUUGGGGGGUGUUCAUACGCAGACAGUGCUUGACUUGGGCCGGGAGCUCUCUGAACCGAGAUCCAGCGCCUUCAUUAGUUCUAUUGCCUGAGGUCCUUUCUGCAGUUAUUGCAUAGUUCUGGAACCUGAAUAUAACCGGUAGCAUCACCCAGCAUCAGUACCGGCUCCAAAUCAAGCACUGUUCAUACGUACAGAACAGGUAGAGGACUAAUACACUGCUGUGGGGUCAUACACUCCCUCUGCAGAGCACAGCGCCCGCAACGCCAGGAUAGUGGGUUCGAUUCCCGGGACCACCUAUACACAAAUAUAUACACGCAUGACUGCAAAACACUUUGGAUAAAAGCGUCUGCUAAGUGGGAUAUUAUAUUCUAUAUUACCUACACCCACACUACACUGUCUGCUGAGGGUGAUGCUGUCUGUCUGCUGAGGGUGAUGCUCCCUGCUAAACGUCUUACUGAGGGUGAUGCUGCCUGCUAAACGUCUUACUGUCUGUCUGCUGAGGGUGAUGCUGUCUGUCUGCUGAGGGUGAUGCUGUCUGUCUGCUGAGGGUGAUGCUGUCUGUCUGCUGAGGGUGAUGCUGCCUGCUAAACGUCUUACUGUCUGUCUGCUGAGGGUGAUGCUGUCUGUCUGCUGAGGGUGAUGCUGUCUGUCUGCUGAGGGUGAUGCUGCCUGCUGAGGGUGAUGCUGUCUGUCUGCUGAGGGUGAUGCUGUCUGUCUGCUGAGGGUGAUGCUGUCUAUCUGCUGAGGGUGAUGCUGUCUGUCUGCUGAGGGUGAU